Messenger RNA from Polyodon spathula (Mississippi paddlefish), 1934 nucleotides. It is a transcript of the gene coq3, whose product is annotated as coenzyme Q3 methyltransferase. The record is from RefSeq and is a predicted model, not a curated record. Gene Ontology annotation, biological process: ubiquinone biosynthetic process. Gene Ontology annotation, molecular function: 2-methoxy-6-polyprenyl-1,4-benzoquinol methyltransferase activity. NCBI's taxonomy places the organism in Eukaryota, Metazoa, Chordata, Actinopteri, Acipenseriformes, Polyodontidae. The coding region runs from base 92 to 1129 and encodes 345 amino acids. The transcript has 6 exons.
CAGGCGGAUUGCCUAGGUCACGUCAAAGAAUAACUUUGGUUACAUUGAUAAGUGUAAGAGGAGACAUAUCUUGUAAACAGCUGGGUCUGUAAUGGAAGCGAGGCGUAGAUUAGUCUCUGGAACAACAUUUCGAUGCGUUGCUCGGGCUUUACAUGUGCCGAUUAUGUUCGUAUCUGUGCGGCCGCUGUCAUGUUUGCCUUCUGGUACCCUAGUUCAGCCAGCCAUUGCAAAACAACAGCAGCAUGCACCAUAUCUUACCUACAAGAAAAAUUUCUGGCAAGGAAGAGCCAACAUGUGUACAGCAUCACGUACAACGCUGGACCUAAGUGAAAUGAAGAAAUUCCAGUCUCUUGCAAACAGAUGGUGGAAUGAACAGGGAGAAUUUGCUGCUCUUCAUUCUAUGAACGAUCUCAGAGUUCCAUUUAUCAGAGACAAUCUGUUGAAUAGAAAUGGUCAUCUCAAACCAGGAAGCCCUUUAUCUGGUUAUAAAAUAUUAGAUGUCGGCUGUGGUGGAGGCCUGUUAAGUGAGCCUUUAGGGAGGCUCGGAGGUUUGGUUACUGGGAUUGACCCCUUAGAAGACAGUAUCAGAACUGCCGAGCUGCACAAAUCGUUUGACCCCGUUCUGAAUAACCAGAUACAUUACAGGAGCUGCCUAUUGGAGGACAUCACGGAGGAAGCUGCAGAGACCUUUGAUGCUGUUGUUGCAUCUGAAGUGGUUGAACAUGUGAAUGACCUUGAUACUUUCAUCAACAGCUGCUAUAAGGUGUUGAAGCCUGGAGCAUCGUUGUUUAUUACUACAAUAAACAAAACCAACCUGUCCUUUUCAUUAGCCAUUGUUGUUGCUGAGAGCUUAUUGAAGAUAGUACCCAGUGGUACUCAUGACUGGGACAAGUUUGUAAAUCCUGUGGACCUGGAAAGAAUUCUAGAGACAAACGGCUUCUACGUUGAAUCGAUUAAUGGGAUGUGUUACAACCCGCUCACUGGCACAUGGAGUUGGAUUGAAAGCACAGCCGUUAACUAUGCAGUUCACGCAGUAAAGCAAAAAGCACAACCUGAGUCGGAGUUCACUGAAACAACAACAGAAGAGCAUCGAGAUCAGACGAGAACCAGCACUAGAACAUCAGUCUGAAAACCCCUGGAGGAGAGAGUGUUCACCCCAGAGUUUAUUUGUUAAUACCAGGGUUUUGAGCUGCCAUUAAUAUUCAGUACUUUUCUAUGUGCAUCUCUUUAAAUUAAGCAGCAUAAUCCAAACAUGUACCAAAAAUGUAAAAUUAUUAUUAUUAUUAUUAUUAAUAAUUAAUAAUAAUAAUAAUAAUAAUAAUAAUAAUAAUAAUAAUAAAUAAUAAUAAUAAUAAUAAAAUAAACAAAAAAAGGAUUACAGGCAUUCAAAUGGAACACCUAAACUAUUGUUAAGUUAAAGAACUGCCAAGCUACAGGUGCAAGGCAAGUUUCAGAGAUGGCCAAAAAAAUAGUGUACUGCACUGAGAAGCAAGAAGCAGAACCAACUAAUGCAGUUGAACCUGAAUGUAUAAAACUAGAUACUGUACUACUGUUUAGGGCAACUGUGUGCAUAUAUUUACAUCUGUAUGCCUUGAAGCCAUCUUGCAUGGCUGUUGUAACCGUCUGGCUGUUGGAAGCCAGUUUUCUGCUUGUAAUACAUAUAUUUGAUAUGUUUUGUUGUGAAUAAACUGCAUUAUACAAUGUACAUUUAUGCCAUGUAUUGAAUUUAAAAAAGGGUAAUGUAUGUGUUUUUCUUUCUGUUUAUUUAUUUUUGUGGUUGGCAGAAAUCCACUAUUUCAAGUGCGGUCAUGCUUUAUCAGCUUUACUAAGAGAACCAUCCAUCCUGUUACAAGCUUGCUUCCUGAGUGAAGACUUGCCUGUUUGGACCCUUGUCUCGUUCGCUUGCAUAAUAAAGGGCCUGGAAUCUUCAGUAA